Messenger RNA from Plasmodium berghei ANKA, 2358 nucleotides. Its product is annotated as oocyst capsule protein Cap93. Bases 1 to 2358 code for a protein of 785 amino acids. NCBI's taxonomy places the organism in Eukaryota, Apicomplexa, Aconoidasida, Haemosporida, Plasmodiidae. The record is from RefSeq and is a predicted model, not a curated record. The transcript has a single exon. Gene Ontology annotation, cellular component: cytoplasm.
AUGGCUAAUAAAAAUAUAAAUAAUCAGAAAAUUCAAAAGGAUGAAAAUAAAAAAAAGAAUGAUGAAUCUGAAGUUUGUAAUUUUCAUGAAGUAAAUAUAUCGUAUAAAAAAUGGGUUAAAGAUAAAAUACAACAACAAAAAAUAACUUUGUUUAAUUUAAAAAAAUACAAUCUUUCUAAAAAACAAAAAAGUAUCAAUAUUAUAUCUUUUAUUACUAUUCUUAUAUUAUUAAAUAUAAUUUAUAAUCGGUUGAUUGAUAUUUGGUAUAAUUGGGAUGAAAUAAUAGAAAAUUUUGAUGAAACUAAAAAAUGUGAAAAUAAAAAUGAUUAUAAUUUUAAUAAAUAUAUAAGACAAUGUAGUAAUUUUUUGAAAUAUUUAAUGAAGGGGUCACUUGAUGAAGAUAUAUAUGAUGAUAAUAAUUUAGAAAAUGAUUUCAUAUAUAUAAAAAAUUCUAAAAGUAGAAAUACAAUAUAUUUAAAAAAAAUAUUAGGAAGUGAAAUUAUUGAUAAUAAUUAUAUAAGUGUGUAUUUAGAAAAUAUGAAAUAUUUAAGAAAUACAAGUUUAAAUUAUUCUGUAAAUCAAAGAUCGCUGUCUACAGAAUGGUAUGUUUAUUUUCGUAGUUUUUUAAAACAAGCUAUAACACCCCAUAGUUUAACAAAAGCUAUAAAAAUUGAUAAAGAAUAUAUAUAUCCUUGGGAUGUAAUAACUCAGGAUGAUGCUGAAAAAAUUAUUGAAAAUGCCAAAUUUUAUGGUUUUUUGUUUACAUGGUUUAAAAAUCAUAGAAAAGCACAAAAAGUGAAUGAAAUAAUUUUAAGAAAAGAUAUGCCUGUUUUAAUUCCUAAGUUUAUAAAAUCAGAUUUUUCUCAACGCUUAUACAAAAAUAGUAAAAAUAAUGAACCCAAUUUUUAUGGAAUACAUUAUACAUGGUUAGGGCAUGCAACAGGUUUAGUUAUUGUAGAUGGACUUAAAAUAUUAGUUGAUCCUGUUUUUAAAAUCGAAUUAUUAAGUCUUAAAGGAAUAGCACGAUCUUUAAUAAAUUGGGUGAAUAUAAAAAUAAUGGGAGGAUUGGGGGAACGAAUAUCAAAAUCGCCAUGUAAUAUUUCAAAUCUCCCUGAUGAUUUACAUGCUGUUUUUAUUUCACAUAAUCAUAAUGAUCAUAUAAUGGAAGAAGAUGUACGAAUUUUAUGUAAAUUAAAAAAAUUUAAAGAUGUUAUGUGGUAUGUUCCAGAAGGUACAACUUCAUUUUUUAUACAAGAAGGUUGUAAAACUGAUAAAAUUUAUGAAUUAUCUUGGGGUGAUGAACGAUGGGUAUCAUGCUGGAUAAAUAAUAAUAAAUUUACAUGUAAAGAUGGAUUAUGGAAUAACAAAAAAGGUGAUACAGAUGUAUAUAAAUAUAAAAUUAUAUAUGCCCCAGCAUUACAUUGGUCAGGUAGAAAAGGAGAUUUAAGUGAUAUUAAUCAAUCAUUAUGGGGUUCAUUAAUAUUAAAAGGUCCUAAAUCAAAAUUUUAUUUUUCUGGUGAUACUGCAUAUUUAAAAGAUGAUUUUGAAGAAUUUAAAAAAAUUGGAAAACUACAUGGACCAUUCGAUUUUGCUGCUAUAUCUAUAGGAGCAUAUGAACCAAACAAUUCAUUAAAAUAUCAUCAUAUACAUCCAUGGGAAUCUGUAAAAAUAUGGAGAGAUAUUCGAGCUGAAAUAGCUAUUGGGAUACAUUGGGGUACUUUUCGUCUUUCUGCCGAAGAAUUUUUACAACCCCGGGAUGACUUAGAAGCUGCUUUAUUAGGAGUUAGUUUAAAUACUUUAAGAAAUUAUAAUCUUACAUUUGAAAAAAAAAAGAUGGAAAUUUUAAAAAAAUAUAUGGUAAAAAAUGUAAAUUCAAAUAAUAAUGAUAUUGAUGAUUUAGAAGAUUUAAAAGAAUAUUUUUAUCCUGCUUCUUCAACAGAUUAUAAUGAAUAUACAGAUAGUUUUCAUUCUAUUUUUUCUAAUAAUUUAAGUUUAUUUUAUUCAGAUAUUGAUAAAAAUUAUAUAAAACAUAUGUACCAACAAAAAAAAUUAUAUUUGUCUACUUAUAAUAGAUAUAAAAGAGCAUUAAUAUUAAAAAAUUCAAAGAAAUUACCAAAAUCUUGGAAAAAAUUAUUACUCAAUCUUUCGAUUCGAUUUCAAACAAUCCCUAUUGGUGGAUCCAUAGAAAUUAAAACAAAAGAUAACACAAUUUCAAUGACUCGAUCAUCUGAAUAUAAUUCUACUAUUUAUGAGCAUUACACAUUUCCAAAAUGGUAUAAAAAAAAAGAAAAAGAAGAAACUCUUUAUCAAUAUAACUUUCCACAUGAAGAUUUGAUGACAUUUUCUAUAGUUAACUAA